Triplophysa dalaica is the source of this 3047-nucleotide messenger RNA. It is a transcript of the gene fes, whose product is annotated as FES proto-oncogene, tyrosine kinase. The transcript is spliced from 20 exons. The record is from RefSeq and is a predicted model, not a curated record. Gene Ontology annotation, biological process: chemotaxis; peptidyl-tyrosine phosphorylation; cell adhesion. Gene Ontology annotation, molecular function: non-membrane spanning protein tyrosine kinase activity; ATP binding. Bases 219 to 2651 code for a protein of 810 amino acids. Lineage: Eukaryota; Metazoa; Chordata; Actinopteri; Cypriniformes; Nemacheilidae.
GCUUCAACACAUCGGAGGAGUCAGCUGCUCUUCACCUCUCCAUACAGUGCUGCUUAUAUUCAACAUACUGCGCUGUUUUAUUUCAACCUUCUCUUUUGCUUUUAUUUCCAGCGCAUUGUUUUAAUGGAUACAAACCAAUGAGAAGAGACGUGACAGCCGGAGAUCUUGGUUUGUGCCGUUUCUCAUAGAACUUUUGCCAACAAACCACACACUCAGGUAUGGCCUUUGCAGAGGAUUUAUGGUGUCCUCAGGGUCAUGCGGCCCUGAUGAAACUCCAGGACUCUGAGCUGCGUCUGAUGGAGGUCAUGAAGAAGUGGAUGACGCAGCGGGCGAAGAGCGAUCGCGAGUUCUCCACGCAGCUGCAUCAGAUGUCAGCAAUGGUGGAGAAGCUGGAAGGCUCUCAGUCCGGUGGAGGUCUGGACUACAUCAGCCAGUUUAACAAAUCGUGGAACGUGUUGGUCAGUCAAACGCAGAGCCUCAGUGGAAUCCUGCGCAAACGCUCCGAGGAACUGUUGGUGGGUCCGCUCAGCAAACUCACCCUCCUCAUUCGGGACAAACAGCAGCUGAGGAAGACGUAUGGGGAACAGUGGAACCUUCUCAACCAGGAGCUCAGCAGGAUCACCCAAACAGAGCUGGACCGACUCAAGUCCAGUUACAGACAGCUGGUACGGGACGCAGCUCAGGCCAAGCGGAAGUACCAAGAAGCGAUCAAAGACAAAGAACGCGAGAAAGCGAAGGAACGAUACAUCAAAGCUACCCUGAAGCUACACGAGCAUCACAAUGAGUAUGUGCUGUCGGUGAAGGCAGCUCAGGUGCAUCAUCAGCUCCACUACGGCAAGAGUCAGCCAGCGUUACUGGGAGCUCUGCAAACGCUGCACGAGGAAAUGAUGCUCGUACUGAAAGAGAUUCUGCAGGAAUAUUUCGACCUGUCUAGUCUCGUGCACCAUGAGGUGGUGAGCGUUCACACUGAAAUGGCAGACGCCCUGAAGGUCAUCCAACCUCACCGAGAAUAUGAGAACUUCAUUCAGCAGAACAGAUCAAGAGGAGAGAUUCCCGCGUGUUUGGAGUUUGACAGCAGUUUGCUGGAGGAAGCUGACGGUCUGAAAGCAGAAGAACUGCAGCUCAAUGAGCUCACGGUGGAGGCGAUCCAGCAUCGACUCACUGCUUUGGAGGAAGAGCUCAUGGGUCUUGCCAGUACUCUGGGUUCUCAACAGGCUACUGUCAAUCAGCUGGAGUUGGACCUGGAGGCUGAGGAACGGUCUGCAAACAUAGGACAGAGGGUGUAUCAGUUCAGCAAGCGUAACGCUCUGGAGGACAGCAGGCAGCAGGUGGUUCUGUCCAUGGUGGCUCGAGCUCGGCUGGAGGCUCAGCGGAGGGUUCUUUCUGAUAAACUUCAGUCUCUGGGCAGUAAGGAAGCUCCGGGUCUGGACCUGGAUGAUGAUCGGAUAUCUAUAACCUCCAACAAUUCAGUGCUGGAACGUGACAAAGAGCACAAACUCCUCAGCAUGGAUGUGAUUGUCAGUCACCUCAGCAGUUUAUUCAAGCCCAAGUACACGAGUAGCGUGUUUUAUACAUCUCAACAGGUUCCUCCGGUGCUGACGCCUGUGCCAGAGAGGGAGAAGCCCUUGACUCAGCAGGGCUGGUAUCACGGUGCCAUCCCUCGCCUGGAGGUGCAGGAACUGCUGAAGAAUGACGGAGAUUUCCUGGUUCGAGAAAGCCAGGGCAAGCAGGAGUAUGUGCUGUCUGUGCACUGGAGCAGCCAGUGUCGCCACUUCCUUAUUCAGAGCUCAGACGGUGUGUAUCGUCUUGACGGUGAAGGUUUCUCUUCUGUACCACUGUUAGUGAAUCACAUCCUCAGCUCCAAAACUGCCGUCACAAAGAGGACAGACAUUGUGCUGAAAAAACCCAUCCUCAAGGACAAAUGGGUUUUGGAACAUGAUGAAGUCGUUCUGGGCCAGAGCAUUGGCCGGGGGAACUUUGGUGAAGUGUUCAGUGGACGAUUGCAUUCGGACAACACACCAGUGGCAGUGAAAGCCUGCAGAGAAAAUCUACCAUUAGAACAGAAGAAUAAAUUCCUCAUGGAGGCCAGGAUUCUCAAACAGUACGACCAUCCAAACAUAGUGAAGCUUAUUGGCGUCUGCACACAGAAACAGCCAAUAUAUAUCAUCAUGGAACUGGUGCAAGGAGGAGACUUUCUGACCUUUCUGCGUACAGAGGGGCAAAACUUAGGGACCAAGAUGUUGAUCCGGAUGGCAGAGAACGUGGUGUCCGGCAUGGCCUAUCUGGAGGGCAAAAAGUGUAUUCACCGAGAUCUGGCUGCACGUAACUGCCUUGUAGGAGAGGAAAGUGUGGUAAAGAUCAGUGAUUUUGGGAUGUCCCGUCAGGAGCAGGAUGGUGUGUAUGAUGCUACAGGAGGGAUGAAGCAGAUCCCUGUCAAAUGGACCGCACCAGAAGCACUCAAUUACGGACGCUACACCACUGAGAGUGACGUGUGGAGUUUUGGAGUGUUGCUGUGGGAGACGUUUUCCAGAGGAGUCACUCCAUACACCGCACCACACAACAUGACUAACCAACAGACCAGAGAAGAGAUUGAGAAAGUGUUUCUUGUUGGUAGGAUACCGCAUGCCAGCACCCAAAAACUGUCCAGAUGAGAUCUACGGCCUGAUGUGUCAGUGUUGGCAAUACGACCCAAGAAAGCGACCCUCGUUUCACAAACUAAAUGCAGAUUUAUAUGCUUUAUGCCAGUAAUACAUUUAUCUAAUGAAGGAACCAAAGAAAAUUAAUUUAUUAAAUUAUUUCAAAAUUAUUCUUCAUAUUAAUAUAAAGCAAAACCAUCUGUGCCCUCAGACAGCAGCAUAUUAAACUGAAUCAAUGUUGAUGCAGAUUUUUUUGUAUAUAUUUACAGUAUUUGAAGUUGGAAUGCAGUCCUUCAAAUGGUUUGUGUCUUAUAACGUUUUAAUAAUUAAUACAUUCCUGCAGAUGGUGAAUUACUUAUGAUAUUUGUUUGUACAAAAAUACUGUAAAUAAAUAAAAUAUGAAAUCAUUCA